UCAAACAUAUGACAAGUGUCAAAGACGUUUAGAAAAUCCUUGAGAUUGGUUUUAUUUUACAUGUCUACAAUAGGUUUGCCUAACAAUUACCGAAACUAGAGAUAGGAAAUUAAAAUGCUACGAAGUGUUGUUCCUGCCUUGCGCAGUAUACGUCUAGUGUCAACACCGUGUUAUAAUGCUGCCAGGAACAUUCUUUUUCAACCAAGGAGUUUUGCAACUCUAAGCAAAGUGAGCAACAAUUGUGCAUUACCACAACUCAAAAAUGAUUCUCUUAUAAAUAAUCGACAAAUAUUGGAGAUAUCGAAGAACAUUGUAGUGGUUCCAGCGAGAACUGUAAUAAAGUUUAGCUUACAGAAAGGCAAGCGAAAAUCUGUUAAGGCUGUAGUUAAAAGAUUCUUCAGAUUACAUUGGGGUGGAUGGAUAAGAACCAAAAUUGGAAGGCAUAAAAAGUUAUGGAAAAAAUCUCCUAAUCAAAAGCGUAGAUUAAAGCAACAUGUGUUUUGCAAUGCAACACAGAAUACUUUGCUGGAUAAAAUGGUUACUAGAUAUUGGAAAAAGCCGAGAUAUUAUGUUGAUGAUCCAUAUGCACCUUACCAUACAAGAGAAGAGUUCCCCGUCACAAGAAGAAAACCAAGAGAUAUUUAUUGAGUAAUAUUUGUGAUAGUGACUAGAAUUAGAUAAAAUAUAAUGUGUUUACUUUCAAA
Messenger RNA from Danaus plexippus (monarch butterfly), 704 nucleotides. RefSeq names its product large ribosomal subunit protein bL35m (gene mRpL35). The transcript is spliced from 2 exons. NCBI's taxonomy places the organism in Eukaryota, Metazoa, Arthropoda, Insecta, Lepidoptera, Nymphalidae. Gene Ontology annotation, molecular function: structural constituent of ribosome. Gene Ontology annotation, cellular component: ribosome; mitochondrion. Bases 115 to 648 code for a protein of 177 amino acids. The record is from RefSeq and is a predicted model, not a curated record. Gene Ontology annotation, biological process: translation.